AGUAGGCGGUGGCUUUGCGAGAAUGAAACACAUCGCGAUACGUUCUAUGAUUGUUACUGUGAUUCUGUGUUCCAUGUGCUUGAGGCUCAUCUCUGUUGACUGCAAAACUACUUGACAGGAGCUGAAUUCAGUCAUGAGUGAAGGAGAAGUCUUCAAAUGUUUCAGAGAAGAUUUUGACGAUACCGAAGAAAAUUCAAUAGUAGAAGCUGUUUUCAUAGAACCGGGUGUUUAUUACCCCAAAAAUAGACCACAACACGUUCAAAAAGCACGUUCACGAUCAAACAAAGAAACUAGAAGAUUCGUCUUCAAAAACGGAGAUUUUAACAUCUAUAAAGGCAAGACAAACCACCAGGGCUUCUUCUCAAGAUGGUUUGUCACCAUGGUCGAAGCUCGAUGGAGGUGGACUCUUGUCCACUUCUUUUUAGCUUUCACCGGAGACUGGCUAUUCUUCGGCUUUAUCUACUGGCUCAUUGCCUUGACUCAUGGCGACCUGACUGAGGACCAUCUCCCUCCAUACCAGAACGAAACAGACUGGACACCCUGUGUCAAGAAUAUCUACGGAUUCACCUCCACUUUUCUUUUCAGCAUUGAGGUUCACACCACAGUUGCGUACGGCAAACGUGCCAUUACUUUAGAAUGUCCCCAAACUAUUACAGCUAUGUGCUUACAGUGCAUGGUCUGCUCAAUCUUUCAAGCUUUUAUGGUUGGGAUACUCUUCGCAAAAUUAACAAGACCCAAAGGAAGGACCCAAACGAUUUUAUAUAGCAGACAAGCUGUUAUCACAUUGAGAGAUGGCCAGUUAUGCAUGAUUUUUAGAGUCGGAGAUAUGAGGAAAUCUAGAAUAUUAAAUAUCAAAGCUUCAGUAUUUGUUUUAAAACUUGGUGAUGAUUAUGAUGAGAAUUAUGAACAAACAGAAUUGGAAGUUGAAAUUAAUGGUUGUGAAUCAACAUUUUUCCUAUGGCCUGUUUCUGUAAUCCAUGUAAUAGAUGAAAAGAGUCCUCUAUAUAGUAUUUCUGCUGCAGAUUUGUUGGUCGGAAAAUUUGAAAUUUUAGCAGUAUUCGAGGGUGUUAUUGAAUCUACUGGGCAGCUAGUUCAAGCUCGAACAAGUUAUACAGAACAUGACAUAUUAUGGGGUCAUAGAUUCAAAGAAAUGGUUCACAGUGACAGAACGAAAAAGACUUAUAAUGUGGACUUUUCGAAAUUGUGUGAAACGGAAAGGAUUGAUACGCCAUUGUGUUCAGCUAGUGAGUUUAAGUCUAUGCUGUCAUUAUUUGAUUUGGAUAGAUGACUUACUACUUCUUCUGUUAUUUUACUAGUCAUUAAAUAUGAUGAUCGAGGCAUGA
Messenger RNA from Helicoverpa zea (corn earworm), 1343 nucleotides. Its product is annotated as G protein-activated inward rectifier potassium channel 4-like. Gene Ontology annotation, biological process: regulation of monoatomic ion transmembrane transport; potassium ion import across plasma membrane. NCBI's taxonomy places the organism in Eukaryota, Metazoa, Arthropoda, Insecta, Lepidoptera, Noctuidae. The record is from RefSeq and is a predicted model, not a curated record. The transcript is spliced from 3 exons. The coding region runs from base 134 to 1288 and encodes 384 amino acids. Gene Ontology annotation, molecular function: inward rectifier potassium channel activity. Gene Ontology annotation, cellular component: plasma membrane.